Messenger RNA from Scylla paramamosain (green mud crab), 1638 nucleotides. RefSeq lists its product as uncharacterized. Lineage: Eukaryota; Metazoa; Arthropoda; Malacostraca; Decapoda; Portunidae. The transcript has 2 exons. The record is from RefSeq and is a predicted model, not a curated record. Bases 706 to 1515 code for a protein of 269 amino acids.
UCUCCCAAAAUACCCUCCCUAUAACCCCACUGGUACCCACUCCCAUAAUGCCCUCGCCCCCCCACCAAGCCCCACUCCCAUAAUGCACUUCCCCAUCUUACACAGGCUUCACUCCCAUAAUGCCCUCCUCUUCCUCCCCCCACAGGCUUCACUCCCAUAAUGCCCUGGAAUUUCCUUCAAGCCCCACUCCCAUAUUGCCCUUCCCCUCUCCCUUCCGCCAGGCUCCUCUCCCACCCAGGCACCUCUCCCACAGUGCCCUCCCUCUCCCCCUCCAGCACCACUCCCAUAAAGCCCUCCCCUCCCCAAGACCCCCCACUCACACAUCACCCCUGCCCUCCCAUCCCCCAGUGAAUCACUGCGGCAUCCUGGCGUUCGUUUCUCUGUCUGUUCAUUCCUUACAGUAACAUUUCCCUCUUGUCGUUUUGUACAAGCGCCGCCUGUCGCCCCACAACAGUGUGGCGCCAGCACGCUGGGGAGGGAGAGGCGGGCGGGGAGGAGCCUUGCGCCUUACUGUCUUGUCCCCACACACCAGUUCACCAGCAGCAGCAGGGAGUUCACCACUUGCUGCAGCCCAUCAGCGGCCUUGCAGCCUGGCCUCUCCAAGUAAUGGCCGCGGCGACACGUGGCUUCACUUCCUGUCGCUCGCUGAGGAGCUUCUAAAAUGCCCCGUAGACACACACACACACACACACACACACGACAGUCAUGGAGAGAGUCUUGCCGUGCCCGCUGCUGCUCCUGCUGCUCCUGGCGCUAAGUCCUGGAGGCGCACCAAGCCCCACCCUGGCCCAGGACUGCAGUGCUGCCGACACAGUAGUGAAGAAAGGACAACCACAAGUCAUCAACACCACACAAGUCACCUGGGACGGUGCAGGAUAUGGCGGUCAUCUUACUUUGUUUGUGAAGCCUGAGAGUGACUUUGAGGGCGUCAGUCUUUAUGCGGAGACACGUGGCAGGACUCUCCACACUGCCUGGUUCCCUGCCGAGGAAUGUUUCCCGCGCGACGGCACGUGGCUGCAAUUCAGGGCGAUGAUUUCGGCAACCUGGACGAGUCUUAAGUUUCGGUUCAGGUCUCCUGCAUGCUGGAAGGAGUGCGAGACCAACACUGUCCUGGCAAUGCCCACGACCCUCAGUGUGGUGGCUCACGGCCCUUCCAGGUGGUUGACCGGACACCCACCUGAAAACUGUCGGUUCCAGAUGUUAGGUGAAUUACAACGCGACAAAAUGGAAAGGUGCAUGCACCCUCCAUCCACCACCACCACCAGAACCGCCGUCACAACCACCACCACCACCUUCACCUCCACCACCACCUCCAACACCAAAGCCAACACCUCGACCUGCGGGACGCUCUCUGCUCCUAAGCUGACACUUUACAAGAUAAUAAUCACAGCGGCGUCAGCAGCAACAGUGGUGGUGGUGGUGGUGGUGGCGGUGUUGUGUUACAAGCAAAAAGCUGUCACAUCAGCGCACCACGCACAGCCGCACUCUUCCAGUCCCCCAAUGAGCACGUCAUAGAAAACGACAUCUACGCACCAUUUGACGGUCACCCUAAGGACCUGCCUGACGGGGAACGCACGCACGGUCAAGAGAGAGAGAGAGAGAGAGAGAGAGAGAGAGAGAGAGAGAGAGAGAGAGAGA